Molecule: messenger RNA, 1101 nt
Organism: Naegleria gruberi
Lineage: Eukaryota; Heterolobosea; Eutetramitea; Acrasida; Naegleriidae
Exons: 1
Coding region: 1-1101 (366 amino acids)
Biological process (GO): inositol phosphate biosynthetic process
Cellular component (GO): cytoplasm; nucleus
Molecular function (GO): kinase activity
Source: RefSeq, a predicted model, not a curated record
AUGUCCGCCGUCAGUGGAGAGUCAUCCUCAUCAUUAGUUGCUGAUCAACAAGAACAGUACUAUAUUGAAAAAACAGAUUAUGGAGAGUUGAAGAUUACACCUAUUGAUAUAAAUUGUUUGGAGGCUUGUAUGAAUCAAGUGGCUGGGCAUGGAACGAGAAAGAAAAAAAAGGAACUUUCAUUGAUGGUCAGGGAUUGUAAAAUAUACAAGGCAAUACAACCAGGAAAGAAGAGAUCGUGGUCAGAGGUUCAUUUCUAUGAGAAUCAAGUUAAAUUGGCAGCCUAUCUUCUUCCUUUCAUUCCGAAAUAUUAUGGAGUGCAAAGAACUUUUGUACCUUUGGAAGAAGGAGAAAUACCUGAUAUUACAUCAAACAGCUCAGUGAUGGAUACUUUAUAUUUACAACAAGCAGGUGUUAGUACUAAUAGUGAUUUGAAUAGUCAAUCUUCAUCGGAAGUGUCCUCAUCAUCAGUGUCACCUGCCAAUACACCAACACUUCCUUCACAACAAACUUUCAAACCAAUCGAUUUUAUAGUAUUAGAGGAUAUUACAGCUAAUAUGGAUCAUCCAAAUGUGAUGGACAUUAAAAUGGGUCAAAGAACCUAUGGCGAAGAUGCCUCACCACAAAAGAUUUUGGAAGAAGAAUCCAAGUACGUCUAUCAACACCAACUAGGAAUGAGAAUUAGUGGAGCUAAAAUCUAUGACAUUGUAAAAAAGGAAUAUCAAUAUUUUGAUAGACAGUGGGGAAGAAGUGUCACCCCUGAUACUAUUGUUGAAGCAAUGGAAACUUUCUUAUUUAGUAAUGGGUUUGAUGAAGAAACUCGUGUUAGUGUAGGAAGACACGUCACUAAUCUUUUACUGAAAGAAGUAAGAAAGAUUCACCAUUUAUUCACAGAGAAAAACGACAAAUUUAGAAUGUAUGCUAGCUCACUUUUAAUUGUUUACGAUAGAAACAAGAACUUUUCAAUGAAAAUUAUUGAUUUUUCCCACGUUCACCAAAACCUCCUCCAUCAACCAGUUUACGACACCAACUUUAUUCAAGGUCUCGUGACAAUCAUCUCAGUUUUGGAAACUUUGGAAGAACGAUAUAGUCAACAACAAUAA